This is a messenger RNA of Piliocolobus tephrosceles (Ugandan red Colobus), 1976 nucleotides long. Its product is annotated as nuclear pore complex-interacting protein family member B3-like. NCBI's taxonomy places the organism in Eukaryota, Metazoa, Chordata, Mammalia, Primates, Cercopithecidae. The coding region runs from base 1 to 594 and encodes 197 amino acids. The record is from RefSeq and is a predicted model, not a curated record. The transcript is spliced from 5 exons.
AUGGACACGCUUCCCGCGUGUCCUCGUGUACUUCUUCCACCUACACCUGAUGAUUUUCAGACACUGCAGACGCCACCCGACUGUCUUCGGACAAUACAGACGCCUCCCGAGUGUCACCUGGUACCUUUUCCACCUCCUCCACCUGAUGAUUUUCAGACACUGCAGACGCCACCAGAGUGUCUUCGGACACUGCCGACGCCUCCCGAGUGUCUUCGGGUACCUCUUCCACCUUCUCGACCUGAUGAUUUUCAGACACUGCAGACGCCUCCCGAGUGUCUUUGGACACUGCAGACGCCACCUGAGUGUCUUCGGGUACCUCUUGUACCUUCUCCACCUGAUGAUUUUCAGACAAUGCCACCCGAGUGUCUUCUGGUACCUCUUCCACCUUCUCCACCUUAUGAUUUUCAGACACUGCAGACGCCACCCGAGUGUGUUAUGGUACCUCUUCCACCUUCUCCACCUGAUGAUUUUCUGACACUGCAGAUGCCACCUGAAUGUCUUUGGGUACCUCUUCCACCUUCUCCGCUUGAUGAUUUGCAGGCAGUGCAGACACCACCCGUGUCUUUGGGUACCUCUUCCACCUUCUCCACCUGAUAAUUUUCAGACACUGCAGAUGCCACCCGAGUGUCUUCCGGUACCUCUUCCACCUUCUCCACCUGAUGAUUUUCUGAAAGCACAGACACCUCCCAUUGAGUGUCCCCUGGGACCUUGACCUUUUUCUCUAGGUGAUUCUUUUCUGAGACUGCAGAUACCUCCUGACUGUCUUCUGGCGCCUCUUCCACCUUCUCCAGCUGAUGAGUUUCUAAGACCACUUCCCACAGACUGUCCCCUGGGACCUCGCCCAUUUUCUCCCGCUGAUGUCUCCCUGAGUCUGCAGACACCUCCCGGGUGUCUUUUGGUACCUCUUCCACCUUCUCCACCUGAUGAUUUUCUGACACUGCAGACGCCUCCCGAGUGUCUUCUGGUACCUCUUCAACCUUCUCCAGCUGAAGAUUUUCUGAGACCACAUACCCCUGCAGUCGACUGUCCCCUGGGACCUCAACCAUUUGCUCCAGCUGAGGACUCUCUGAGCCUGCAGACACCUCCCGAGUGUCUUCUGUUACCUCUGCAUCCUUCUCCAGCUGAUGAUUUUCUAAGACCACAGACCCUCCAGUUGACUGUCCCCUGGGACCUCAACCGUUUUCUCCAGCUAAUGAUUUUCUGAGACCACAGACCUCUCCCGUCGAGUGUCUUCUGGCACCUCAACCGCUGUCUCCAGGGGAUGAUUUUCUGAGACCAGAGCCACCUGCAGUUGAGUGUCCCUUGGGACACCUACCAGUUUCUCAAGCCGAUGAUUUUCCGGGACCACAGACGCGGCCCCUGAAGUGUCUUCCGCUAUUCUUUUGCCUUCUCCAGUUGAUGAUUUUCUUCAACGACAGACACUUCCAGUCUCGUGUCCCCUGGGACCUGUACUAUUUUCUCUAGAUCAUUGUUUUGUGACUUUCUUUUAUUUUUUUGUUGUUGGUGGUGGUGUUUUUACUUUUUUAAGUAAAAUACAUAAUUCUUUGACUUCUUAAUGCAAUAAAAGAAAUUAACAUCUUGUACACAGAAGACUAGGAAAGGGAAAACUACUUACUUCUGAAAAUCCAGUAAUUUAAUCCUAUUUCUACCUGUCCACAUGAAAGUAAUCUUUAACAUGUUUUGAAUUAAAUUUUACUGGUGGGGCUUUACAAUGUAAUUCUUAGGAGUAAUGGUUUCAUUCAUUUUCAGGUUAGCUGACUGUAUGAUUAAUUAACACAAGGCACAGUAGCCAUCUUUGUCAUUAUGUUGCAACACUCACCACGUGCCUCGAUAAAAUGGCGGAUUUAACAAGAUGAUGGCAACAGGAAGGGGAGACUUUGGAUUGUCUAUUUAAAAUCUAGGUAAUAAGUAAUUAAUAAAAAAUCUAUCUUAAGUACACCUUCACAUGCUAUUUGUUUAUAAUAAACAACACACUU